AUUUUCUCUUGCCAGCUUUACUUUGCUCCGGGCACAGGGAGGUGUGGUUGCCCAUAUCCUCUAUAGGAAAGACGACCUUUUAAGUUAACAUGUUGUGUCAUCCACCCACACUUUUUUGAAGGGAUUUAAGAAAUUGUGAGCUUUUAGGACGUUUUGAAAGACGUCUUCUGAGCAUCCACAUCUGGAGGUACCCUCAUCUCAAGAUGGUUUGGUUUGGUCAUUUUCUCCUGCACUUCUGUUUUUUGGGAUCUCUUUACUCGACAUCCCAGGCUUGGCAUGUCAGAAUGCCAAGAAAUAUUAAGGCAUUGUACGGUUCCUGUCUCACUAUCCCUUGCAGCUUUGACUAUUACAGGUAUCCACCUACAGAUCCCACUCGAGUUGUUUGGUACCAGUAUCAUAGAAUGAGAUAUCCUGUGGUUUAUGACAAAAAUGAAGAUGAAAUCAUUUCGAUAUACAAAGGAAGAACCAGUACUGAUACAUAUGGAAAGAAAUGUGAUUUAAACAUAGAACCGGUAAACUGGAAUGACCACAGACAAGUGCUUUAUCCUUGGGUGGAUCCAGACAAUGUUGGGAGAAGUACAUACGCAUUCUAUGAGACAACUGUAACAAUUGAAGUAGUUGCUCAGCCAGAAGCGCCAACGAUUAUGAUCACCGGCGAAAGGAAAGUUGGCAGUUCUGUAACAGUGCAAUGCUCUACUUAUCACACAUGUUCCAGAUAUCCCCCAAAGCUCAGUUUCAACAAGGCACUUACAAACACGCAUAUAAGUAAUGGCUAUUAUAAGACCACCUUAACAGGAACUUUGGUCUUAGAUAGAGACCACCAAACCGUGGAAUGCACUGCCAAGCACAGAGGUGGUAAAAUAGCAAGAAGUUCUAAAACUCUAGAUGCACAAUGCUCCUUUUUGCCUUUGACCAUCAGCCCUACAUCAAGUGAAUAUCUUGAAGGAUUUCCAAGCACAGUAAGAUGCACAGCUUCAUACACUUGCUCCAACAAUCGACCAAGUCUCACGUGGAACUAUGCUAACAUGCCUGUUAGCAGUAAUACUGUCAAAGAAUCAUGGAGGACAAUGUGGACAACUGUUUCCACUUUGACAUUCACACCAUCAGCCAAAGACCAUGGACAUUAUCUUACAUGUUUUGCACGAUUUGAUGGAGGACAGACCCAGGAGAAGAGCAUUACCAUAUCGGUUAAAAGAAGCAUGCUCAAUCUGGAUUGGUCUUUCACUACGCCAAGAAGCAUAACAGGAUUAAGAGGGGCUUGUAUUGUUAUUCCUUGCAAGUUUACAUACAGUAAAUCACAGCCAGAUGGCCUCCAAGUUAUAUGGUACUUGCACCAGAGUAAUGGACGCCCAACUGUUUUCAACCAAAAUUACAGAAAUAUUUUGAGCAGAUAUAAUGGGAUUACAAGUUUAAGUGGCUCUGUGACAGAGACAAAUUGUAGUCUUAAAAUAGACAGACUGGAGAUGUCCCACAACCAGGAUCGACUUUACCCAUGGGUCGAUAAGAACCCAAUUACUUUCUACCAUUCGCGGGGAAUUUCAUUUUUGGAUAAAAGCACUCAAAUUUUGGUUAGAGACCAAGCACCAGAACCACAAAUGAGCAUCAUUGAUGUCCCUAGGGUAGGGGAUCAAAGCAGAGUUGCCUGUAAAGUGCAACAUACAUGUAUUUCUGCUCCUCCUGUACUGUCUCUAAAUGGUAUACCUGGAACAGACCGCAUCAUUGACACACUGGAGUCAGAUGGCAUUUGGACAAGAACAAUAGAGCGAACUUGGACAGUAGAAGAAGACCACAGCAAGCUGGAGUGCACUGUGAAAUAUUCUAGUGGACAAGUAGCCAAGAGUGAGCUCCAAGUGCAUGUUCUGUGUCCAUAUGAAGAAAUUAAAAUGGUAGAACCUCCAGGAGAGGUGAUCGAAGGUGUGGCAAAGAGUGUAAUCUGUUCUGUGUCCUACAAGUGCAAGAAAAAUACACCAAAAAUUGAAUGGAACUAUUCAGACAUGCAGAAUGUAUUAAUGCACGGAAAAAUAUCCAGCAACACCUACACCACUGAGUCAAAUCUGACGUUUAUUGGCUCUUUGGGAGACAACGGAAAAACUCUAACCUGUACUGCACGGUUCAUCACUGGAGAAACCUCAGAGUCCUCAGUUCUGCAAAUCAAAAAAUACGAGGAACCAGUUGGAGAAGAACUGAAUUACAAAAAUGCUCACCGGGUCCUUGCUGCUGACGUCCCUUUCAGAUUCAGUGCCGUGACUCGGUCCUGUGUGGUAAUCCCCUGCAGUUUCCAUGAUGAUGAGGAUCAACCAAUGACCCGUGGUAUAUGGCACAAAAAAACUGGGGGGAUGGUGUACCAUAACGCCCGGACUUAUGUUUUGGACCACUUUAAGGAUCGAACCAGAAUUGUUGGAAACCUGAACGAAGGAGACUGCUCCUUGGAGGUUGAUGAUAUAAAACCCUUUGACAAUGGGCCUUUCUGUUUCUACGCACAGAAAGGAGACAAUGACUACAGAUUUAACAAGAGCUGUGUUUUUAUUGUCAUGAAAGCUUCUCCAGACAAACCAGUGAUGAGCUCAGUUCCAGCACAAGUGAAUGCUGGUUCGACUGUGACCGUCUCCUGUUCUGUCAGUCACUCGUGUUCAUCACACCCUCCAGAGAUUUCAUGGAGCGUCCCUCCUAUCAACAAUGAUGUUUCAGACACUUUGGUAUCACGAGGUGUCUGGAAGAGGACGUCCACCAUUACUUUUAUGGUUGCUGCAGGAGAUGGACUGAAAAACCUAACCUGUACCGCCACCUUCUGGGGGGGAAAGAAGCAAGCCAGCAUGGUCACAUUAAUUGUCCAAGGAACUCUGAAGCACCAGAUGGAGAAAUCUGUUCCUGUGGUUGUUCCAGUCUCCCUGUUAGUUCUGAUCCUCUUAGCUGUCGUGAUUGCCAUAGUCUUCCACCUGAAAAGAAAACAUGCUGAUGAUGCUCUGAGGGCACCACCCCGACCAGACAAAAGGAGGUCUUUGUGGGAUAGACUGUCCAGUUUAAUGCCCAGAAGAUACCCUCAGGAAGGUGGAGAGAAACCUCCAAGGCCAGAAAAAAGGAGAUCAAUUUGGAGCCGUUUUUCUCGAAGAACAGAGGAUGAUCGAAUUGGGUGGCAAAAUCAAAGGCAGUCAUUCUGGAAUAGAUUCUCAAGACGCCAAAACCGUUUGGAUGACCUUAGUGUCAGUUAUUUAACCAACACAGAAAAGGUCAUCUGUAACAAACAGCGUUUUCCUUCGCCAAAAAAUAAGCAAAGGCGACCUGCUCCCCCAACACCAGAGGAUGGUAACCUGUAUGGAAAUAUUUGAAUACAACAGAGCCAGCGCAUCAUCUUGGAUGAGACUUUCUGUAUUUCUCCUGUCAAGUUUCAAUUUAUUGUUCUCAUUUGCUCUGCUUUUCAGCUAAAUGGCAAAGUUAUACAUUUCAUUUAUGGAAGAAAUAAAGAAUUAUUAAUAA
Fundulus heteroclitus (mummichog) is the source of this 3474-nucleotide messenger RNA. RefSeq lists its product as uncharacterized. The transcript is spliced from 23 exons. NCBI's taxonomy places the organism in Eukaryota, Metazoa, Chordata, Actinopteri, Cyprinodontiformes, Fundulidae. The coding region runs from base 204 to 3326 and encodes 1040 amino acids. The record is from RefSeq and is a predicted model, not a curated record.